Messenger RNA from Naegleria gruberi, 1452 nucleotides. RefSeq lists its product as uncharacterized. The transcript has a single exon. NCBI's taxonomy places the organism in Eukaryota, Heterolobosea, Eutetramitea, Acrasida, Naegleriidae. Bases 1 to 1452 code for a protein of 483 amino acids. Gene Ontology annotation, molecular function: monooxygenase activity; heme binding; oxidoreductase activity, acting on paired donors, with incorporation or reduction of molecular oxygen. The record is from RefSeq and is a predicted model, not a curated record.
AUGUUUGUUGGUUAUGAGUAUUCAUGUAUUUUGAAGGCUUUUACGAGUAAUCCUGAUAGUACAAUUGUAAAGAUUCAAAAAGGAUUGGAUCUUUAUUUUGCUGUGGCUAAGGAUCAAGAAAUAAUCAAGGAAUUACUCAUUAGAAAGUAUAAAACUAUGGCCAAGAAUGAAAAGUUGUUGGAACCAUUGGGAUUAUUUGGACAUAAUAUGUUAACUGCCGAUUCAACCAAUCCUAUUUGGAAGAAACAUAGAGUAUUGGCUAAUCCAAUCUUUUCAAAUCAUGCUCACUUGAAAAAUGUAUUCAGAGUCACAAUGGAAGAACUUUCCAACAUGAUUAAAUAUUGGAAAGAUAAUUAUGAUUCAGAUGCUGAAGGAAAUAUUAGAAAUGUCAAUACUACACAAGAACUCAAGUCAAUUACACUCACUGUUAUUAACAGAGUUGCUUUUGGUUAUGAUAUUGAGAUUUUUAAUAAGAGUACAAAACACAGAGAUGAAAUUCAUCAAUCGACAACUGACUUGUUGAGUGGAAUCAUGUACAAAUUUGUUUUCCCUACAUGGUUCUUUGAAUAUUUACCGUUUGGAAUUUUUGGCAAAUUCAAGAAGGCAAAGAAUAAUUUCCGUAAGAUUGCCAUGGAUAUGAUUAGUAAAAAGACAGCUGAAAUUCAAAAGAAUAAUGAAAUUAUGGAAGAUGAAGAUUUAUUGAGCUUGUUAAUGAAGAGUAGUGCUUCUCAAAACUUAUCAGAUGAGGAAAAAUUGAGUGAUGAUGAAUUGGUCAGUGCUAUGUUUAUUAUAUUCUUUGCUGGAUUUGAGACAAGUUCAACCUCUUUGAAUUUCAUGUUGAGGCUGUUGGCCAUUCAUCCAGAUGUUCAGGAGAAAUUAAUUGAAGAAAUUGAUGCAACAGUAGAGUCAGCCGAAUCUAUGAAAUUUGAAGAUCUUACCGAAAGACUUCCUCUAUUGAACUCAUUCAUUAAGGAGUCAUUCAGGGUCAAACCAGCAGUAGGUGCCGUUUCCAGAACUGUUGCCAAGAAGGGAGGAGAAACUAUUGGAGGAAUGCACUUUAAUGAGGGAGACCAAAUUGUUUUCAACAUUAUGGUUCAUCACAAACUCUCCCACAAUAAUGCUAUGGAUACUUUCAAAUUUGACAGAUUUUAUCAACCAUCAGAUAAGCAAGACGAUUCUUCAUCAGAAAGCUCAGAUAAGGGAACAAUGGGAAAUUUAACACUCGAGUUUGCAAAGGAUGAUUUGGCCUCCUUCUCACUUGGUCCAAGAGAUUGUCUCGGAAGAAGAAUGGCCUUGAUAGAAGUUAAACAGAUUCUCGUCUAUUUAUUGAAAAAGUACAGAAUUACAGUGCCAGAACAUUUGAAGGAGCAACAGGCUAAAAUUAAGGAAACUUACAUCAUGACAAGAUGUACCUUUGAACCUUUUAUUCUUAAUUUUGAAAAGAGAUGUUAA